AUGAGCCGGUGGCGACGUUCGGUGGAUGAGCUGGCAGCAGGACGGCGACAGAGCGAGUGUGAGCGUGCUCAAGAUGCUCUCAGCCGGGUCACUUCUUGUUUCCAGCAGUUGGUGGCGUGCCUCGGCAGCUCGGCAGACAGCUGCUUCCUGCGAGACGAGUUGGAUGAGACGAGAGCGCUCGCUCACCGUAUCUGCAGUGGUCUUUCUCGCCGGCUGCUGCGUCUGCUGUCAGAAUGUGACUCCGCCCCCUCAGGUGCAGCAGACCGGCAGGUAUCAGAGCGUCUUUGGGUCGUCUUCCUGUCCGCUGUGGAGAACUUCCUGUACGACCUGCGAAAGGCCAGCGAUCUGAUUGGACAGUUCCCUCUGACUCAGCGCUCCAACAGACGCUACCUGGUCAACACAGGAUGUCUGGACGGCGGGGUGGGGGUGGCGGCCCGGGUGGCUCUCAUCCAGGUACCCUGGCUCACGCUAGAGGAGGAGCCAAGCCCGGACCUGACCAAUCACAUCGCAGGACUGGAGGCCAUGCUUAGCGAGUUGCAGCUCAGGGUUCCUGUUGCGUUCUGGUCGGUGGAGGCGACCCAGCCGGCCUGGUCCGAGGCCCGCGGGGACGCCGUUGACCCGGACCACACCCUGCAGGAGCUGAUGGAGGUGGAGACGGUGGCGGACGGCAGCAGGGCCGGCUGCUGCGGCCUGGGCUGUGUGGGCUAG
Molecule: messenger RNA, 708 nt
Organism: Cololabis saira (Pacific saury)
Lineage: Eukaryota; Metazoa; Chordata; Actinopteri; Beloniformes; Belonidae
Product: regulator of G-protein signaling 9-binding protein
Exons: 4
Coding region: 1-708 (235 amino acids)
Biological process (GO): G protein-coupled receptor signaling pathway
Cellular component (GO): neuron projection
Source: RefSeq, a predicted model, not a curated record